This is a messenger RNA of Toxorhynchites rutilus septentrionalis, 3546 nucleotides long. RefSeq lists its product as uncharacterized. Gene Ontology annotation, molecular function: nucleic acid binding. The record is from RefSeq and is a predicted model, not a curated record. Gene Ontology annotation, biological process: DNA integration. The transcript has a single exon. Lineage: Eukaryota; Metazoa; Arthropoda; Insecta; Diptera; Culicidae. Bases 1 to 3546 code for a protein of 1181 amino acids.
AUGGCCAAACUCAUAGAGAAGUUUUGGCGUCUUGAAGAAGCGUGCUUUCAAGACUGGGAACCAAAGCAACAUGACGAAUGCGAGGCGGAAAGUCACUUCCGCACAACGUUAGAGAUCGCUCCCGACGGGAGAUACAUUACACGAAUGCCCCUACGGGGGGAGCCGUCAUCGUUAGGCGACUCUUAUCAACAAGCAUAUAGAAGAUUCACAUCGCUUGAGCAAAGGCUCAAGCGGAAUGCAGACCUGUACAAAGAGUACAGGGCAUUCAUGAAUGAAUAUGAAACACUGGGACAUAUGGUACCAGUCACCACAGAAGACUUUCACAAAGUAAAGUAUUUCAUCCCUCACUCGUGUGUGGUGAAACCAGAUUCAACAUCCACCAAGGUUAGGGUGGUGUUCGACGCAAGUGCAAAGACGUCAACCGGAGUAUCCCUGAACGAUAUACAAAUCGUGGGACCAACCAUUCAAAAGGACUUAUUUGAUCUGCUAAUUGAUUUCAAGACGCACAACGACGUGCUAGUAGCAGAUAUUGCAAAGAUGUACAGACAAAUUCACAUCGCAUACACAGACACUUGGUUACAAUGUAUUUUGUGGCGCGACAGCCCCAACGAUCAAUUGAAAGCGUAUAGACUGACGACUGUCACAUAUGGUGAAGCGUCUUCAUCAUUCUUGGCCUGUAGGGCACUACACGAAGCAGCUGAAGAUUAUCGGUCGGUAAAUCCGAGAAUUGCCGACACCAUUCAACGAUCGUUCUAUGUUGACAAUCUAAUGAUUGGAGCGUCCAACGCAGAUGAACUGACGGAGACGAAACGAGAAAUAGAGCAUGCAUUGUCACUUCAUGGAUUUCCACUUCGAAAGUGGGCAUCAAACAACGCAAGCGUACUGGAAGGAAUUCCAGAGAAAGACUUGGAACCAUUGAUCCAAGUUGGUGACCAAGAGGUCAUAAAGACAUUGGGGAUAGCCUGGAACCCCAAAACAGACGUGUUCCAGUUCAUCAGUACGAAAAACAUAGGUGAAACAUACGAAGCGCUCACAAAGCGACAGAUGGUCUCGAAGAUUUUGAGACUGUAUGACCCAAUCGGAUUGAUACAACCUGUAAUCAUUACAGCUAAAAUAUUGAUGCAAGAAUUGUGGACUUAUAACGUCAGCUGGGACGAUGAUGUUCCAGACCAAGCACUAAGCUCAUGGAAGAAGUUCGAAGCUUCAUUAGUGGAGCUCAGCAAGAUAGAAAUACCUCGGAUGUCGACUCCGAGUCAUACGAUCGCACUAGAUUUACACGGAUUCAGUGACGCCUCCGAAAAGGCUUAUGGAUGCGUCAUUUACUUACAUGCAAUCAACUUAAAAGGAGAAGAGAGUACGAAUCUCUUAUGUUCGAAAUCGAGAGUGGCGCCUUUGAAGAAGGUCACUCUGCCCCGUCUGGAACUCUUGGCGGCGGCACUUCUAGCAGAACUAACUGCUAAAAUAAAGAGCAUUCUGGCCGGUCGAAUCUCGUCGGAAUAUUACUACAGUGAUUCACAAGUAGCGCUAAGUUGGAUCAAAUCUUCAAAUACACGUUGGGGAACCUUCAUUAGAAAUAGAGUGCAGAAGAUACACUCCACCACGAAUCCAGAGCAUUGGAAAUAUAUAUCUACGAAAGAAAAUCCGGCUGAUAUGGUUUCGAGAGGAAUUCCAGUCAGAAAAUUACGCGAAGCAAAACUAGAAUUUUGGUCACACGGACCGGAAUGUAUACGAAGAAGACAAUAUUAUCUGCAGAGCGGCUACGAAUACACUGCUGCUGCAGAACAGGAAGAGAUUAAAGAACCAAUAACACGAUUGGUAGCAGCAACAGGAAAGGCAUGCGAAGACUUAAUCGCAAAAUACCCGCACCAUCACACUCAUGACAAAACAGUAAGACACUUUGCAUGGCUGUGUAGAGCCAUAAACAAUAUGAAGAAGGUCAAUAAAGACACAGGCAUCAGAAACGAAAAGAGAUCGGGCCCACUCACCACCACUGAAUUGAAUGAAGGACUAACACUCGUAGUCCGAAUUAUGCAAGCCACUAUUUAUCCAAAUGAAGUAGCGGAAUUACGAAAAACUGGGAAGGUGCCUACGAAAGGACCUUUCCAGCAUCUCAACGCAAUCGUCAGAAAUGGAGUCAUACAUGUCACAGGGAGACUCCACAAUGCAGAAAUGCCCAUCUCACAAAAGAAUCCAAUAUUGAUUCCCAAAUCGCACCCAUUUUCGAGGGUAAUAAUUCAAAAAAUACAUGAGGAUAGAUUUCACGCCGGAACAGAUCUGGUAAUAAACGAAUUUCGACAAAGAUUUUGGAUGAGGGAUCUCCGAAGGACCGUACAAGGAGUCAUUCAACGAUGCAUCUUAUGUGCCAAAGCGCGGCCCAGACGUUUACAGCAACGAAUGGGACAACUGCCCUCGCCCAGGGUAAAUGAAUCAGUAGCGUUCACUCACACGGGAGUGGACUUAUGUGGGCCAUUCGAAGUAUAUCUCAAUCAAAAAUCGAAAUGCAAGACCACAGCAUAUGCUUGCAUCUUCAUAUGUUUUGCGACCAAAGCAGUUCACCUAGAAGUCGUCGAAGAUCAGUCGACGGCAGCGUUCAUAUCAGCACUUCUCCGUUUCACAUCAGUGAGGGGAAUACCCGAGGUUAUUUACUCCGACAAUGGGCGGAACUUUGUCGGGGCCAGCAGAGAACUCAAUCGUUUACGAAGAAUAUAUAACAAUGAAGUUUUUCAAAACAAAUUAGUUGAUAUUGCGGCAACUCACAGAAUAAGAUUUUCAUUCAUUCCACCCCGAAGCCCCAGCUUUGGAGGACUUUGGGAAGCGAACAUAAAGGUAGCCAAGCGGCUCUUUAGUGCAGCGGCCAGAGGAGCACAGCUAAACAUCAUGGAAUUGCAGACACUGUUCUACCAAGUGGCCGCAAUAAUGAAUUCGCGACCACUCACACCUGUUUACACGACGCCAGAUUCACCGACCGCGAUCACACCCGGUCAUUUUUUGAUAGCACGCCCAAUGCUAGCCGUGCCCAUCCCUACGCAGAGUAAGGAUGGAAGCAAUCUCACAACCAGAUGGAAACGAGUACAAUCGCAGCUCGAACAAUUUUGGAGAAGAUGGAGAGACGAGUAUCUCCACCAGUUACGUGAUUAUGCAAAAUGGACCAAGCAACAAGCCAACGUUAAGGUAGGCCAAAUCGUAUUGAUCGGAGACGAUCACCUUCCCGUAGCAAGGAGGCCUAUGGGAAUUGUCACACAAAUACACCCUGGAGAUGAUGGAGUAGUCCGAGUGGCAGUAGUGCGAACCGCUACCGGAAUUUACAAACGCAACGUGCGAACACUUGCUCCUCUACCAGUCGAGGAGCACACCAUUCAACCCAUUAUAGAAGAGUAUGACAACACAGCUGAUAACGAACAGCAAUCUCAAGCCGAAGCAAUCGAACUAGAAGACGAUCCCCCUCCCCAAGCACCCCAAAUGAUUUGGGACGGUAGACUACGCCCUCGUCCCAAAGGGGGGAGAAAAUGGAAGUACACGAAAUCAGAUUGGGUGACGACCCUAUGA